Messenger RNA from Peronospora matthiolae, 321 nucleotides. The record is from the annotation of a GenBank genome assembly. Lineage: Eukaryota; Oomycota; Peronosporomycetes; Peronosporales; Peronosporaceae.
AUGCCGCUUCAUCGCGUGCUGACCUACCUCGCCGCUAGUUUCUUAGGUCAAACGAUAGGGACAUCGACCUUCACGUCGAACCAGCCAUUAAACGGGUGGUACCAGUGCUCGCCCUAUACAAAUGAGGCAGAGACCAACACGAGCGGCCUCGCUGCCGAGUGCGCGACGUUCGCACCUCCAUUGUGUUACCCUGGUAUCUGUGAGGCACCGUCUGGUGCACCGAAAACGAUCGACGUGUUCGUAAAGCGGCUGCCUGCCUCGACGGGCGAUGCUGAAAUGGCGUCCAACGUUUGGAUGAUCAAUGGGGGACCUGGGUUGUAA